This is a messenger RNA of Cebus imitator (Panamanian white-faced capuchin), 836 nucleotides long. It is a transcript of the gene TEN1, whose product is annotated as TEN1 subunit of CST complex. Gene Ontology annotation, biological process: negative regulation of telomere maintenance via telomerase. The transcript has 4 exons. Gene Ontology annotation, molecular function: single-stranded DNA binding; telomeric repeat DNA binding; telomerase inhibitor activity. The record is from RefSeq and is a predicted model, not a curated record. Bases 146 to 517 code for a protein of 123 amino acids. Gene Ontology annotation, cellular component: CST complex. NCBI's taxonomy places the organism in Eukaryota, Metazoa, Chordata, Mammalia, Primates, Cebidae.
AGAAGGUCAAGAAAUCGCCCCACGGGCCGUCGGCGGAGUAGGACAGUGAGGCACUUUUUAUAUCUCACCUCCUCCCCCGUCACGUGACCAACGCGGGGCGGGAAGAGGAAACUCGAGGCCCCGGCGACGCCCAGAACAGGAGCCCAUGAUGCUGCCCAAACCUGGGAUCUUUUACCUCCCCUGGGAGGUCAGUGCAGGCCAAGUUCCUGAUGGCAGCACACUGAGGACAUUUGGCAGGUUGUGCCUCUAUGACAUGAUCCAGUCUAGAGUGACGCUGACAGCUCAGCACGGAUCCAAUCAGCACCAGGUUCUUGUCUGUACCGAGUUGGUGGAGCCCUUCCAUGCCCAGAUGGGCUCUCUGUACAUCGUCCUUGGGGAGCUCCAGCACCAGCAGGAUGGAGGCUCCGUGGUGAAGGCGCGGGUGCUGACCUGUGUGGAGGGGAUGAACCUGCCCUUGCUGGAACAAGCCAUCCGGGAGCAGAGGCUGUACCAGCAGGAGCGGGGCAGCGGCCAGUAGAAACAGCAGCCCAGCAACACCCCCACUUGCUUCGGGGGUCAAACCCUCUGGAGCUGCAGGAACCCCGGAGAGCACAGACACCCCCCAGCGACGGCCUUGUCUGCAGCCUGAAAACAGAGGGGGCGGGUGGUGAAUCCAGCCCCUUCCGCUACUUUGGGAUUGGCUCAGCAAUGAGAGCCCUGAAAGCAGGCCCCAAAUCCAACAGCUCCACCCUGGGAGACUGCAGGUGGCCAGGCUUGGGUGCCGGGGCUGUGCCUGGUGUGGGGCCGUGGAGGGUUCCAGAAGGUCCUGGUGAAUAAAGGCCCAGGGGGCGUGCCCU